Ipomoea nil (Japanese morning glory) is the source of this 1656-nucleotide messenger RNA. RefSeq lists its product as uncharacterized. The record is from RefSeq and is a predicted model, not a curated record. Lineage: Eukaryota; Viridiplantae; Streptophyta; Magnoliopsida; Solanales; Convolvulaceae. The transcript has a single exon. The coding region runs from base 1 to 1656 and encodes 551 amino acids.
AUGGUAUCAGAGCACCGGCGAUCAAGCUAUGCCGCCGCAGUCAUCGGUGAAUCCAGCCACGGAGUUUCGGUUGCACCUCCGAUUCCACCUCAGGUUCCAGUUCCGCAGAGGAACGACGUUGCGGAGGAUAUGGAAAACCCGCUUUAUCUGAGCGUUAACGAGAACCCUAAUGCGGUUCUCGUCACGCCUCUUCUCUCUGGCAGCAGUAACUAUGCCUCGUGGAGCAUCUCAAUGCGCGUAGCCCUUGAAGUCAAGAACAAAUGGGGAUUAGUUGAUGGAAGUGUUCCGGCGCCGGAGAGGACUCACGCUCAAUACAGAUCCUGGAGGAGAUGCAACUUGAUCACAUCCUCCUGGAUUCUUCGCUCUGUCCACACUACAAUAGCACAGAGUGUCAUGUAUAUGGACGAAGCGAAGGAGAUUUGGGAUGACCUCAAACGGAGGUUCUCACAGCGAGAUGCGAAUCGGAUUUCGUUUUUACAGAGCGAGAUUUCUGGCCUGAAGCAAGGAGGUUUGUCGGUCAACGACUAUUACACUAAAUGCCGCACGCUUUGGGAGGAGAUGAAUGCUCUUAGGCCCCUCCCAAUCUGCAAGUGUAUACCAAGGUGCUCCUGUGAUCUAGUGGAUCAGAUUCGAAAGGAUCGAGAAAUCGAUCAAGUCAUCAGGUUUCUACAAGGAUUGGACGAAGAGUACAAUUCCUUGAAAUCGGGAGUUCUCAUGCUCGAUCCACUCCCAGAGAUGCACAAAGUUCUCGUGAUGUCUGAGAAAUUCGAGAGACAACUUAAUCUCACUAAUCUAAACAGCCUGGGAAGGGAUAUGACUCAAGCUAACGUUGUACAGAUUGACCAAGGCAGUUCUGAUGAGACAACUGCUGCUGCCUUCAACUUCUCGAAUGGUAAGAAAUUCGCAAACUCAGGAGGAACCAAGGCUAAAUGUAGUUUUUGUGGAAUGAACGGGCAUACCAUCAAGAAGUGCUACAAGAAGCACGGGUACCCUCCCGGUUGGGUACAAGGUUAUAAAUCUAAGGGAAAACAGUAUGCUGCCAAUGCAGUAGCUACUCAGACUGAUCAGACUUUCACUCCUCAACAAGUUCAAGGUCUGAUCUCCCUUCUAGAUCGAAUGGGGCAGAAUCAACAAUCUACCAAUGCUGCUGUGUCCUUAGUCCCAAGGUUCAAUAAAACCAACAACACCGGUGAUGAAGGCAAGUACUCUCGUACAAAAAUUAAUUCUGCUUAUUUGACCUUUUCUACUUGGAUUGUUGAUUCGGGAGCUACUGACCACAUCAUAUGUUCUCUUGAUUUGUUUGAUGAAUUUUAUACUGUGAAUGGUGCCAUGGUUAAUCUACCCAAUGGGGACUGUGUUGCUGUUAGACAUAUGGGGAAUAUAAAAUUGAAUGACAGUUUAUGGCUAAAGGAUGCCUUACAUAUUCCUUCGUUCAGAUUCAAUAUUAUAUCUGUAAAAAGGCUCCUGAAAAACUCAUCUUAUUCUUUAAUGUUUACACAUGAUCAGUGCCUUCUAGUGGAUCAUGGGAGGAUGAUUGGCUUUGCUAGAGAAGACAAGGGGCUAUACUUGCUAAAUAAUCCUCCAGUUACCUCUGUUGAAUCUCAUAUUUGUAUUCCUGCUUCGAUACAUUGUAAUAACGUUGAGCUAUGGCAUUAA